AUGUGGCAGUAUGAUGGAUGUACAUACACAGAAUCACUAAUGAGUGUCACGGACAUCGGUCCACAUAGAAAUAUUUUUGCUAUUGUUGAACAUGAUGAUUUUGAUUCAUUUAAAAAUGUUAUGAUGAAUAAUUAUCAACAGGCUGUUAAAAUGCGCAAUGAUCGUCAACAGACGGUAUUGCAUAUUAUUGUAUUGCGUUCAUAUGCAUACGUUUGGAUUCGCUUAUUAUUGAUGCGUGAAUGCGAUGUAUCCGCUCAAGAUGUUGACGGGUAUACUGUCCUUCAUUAUGCAUGUGAACGCGACGAUGUAGAAAUGUUGAAAGCUUUAACAGUUAAACCACAUCCAACAGUGCAACAUUUGAAUAAUGAGCAAUUGGAAAAAAUCGCUAAAAAUUGUCAGAAAGCAUUUCGAACGUCGAAUAAAUAUGGUAUUACUCCUUUCAUGCUAGCAUGUUUUAAAGGUGCCAAGAAAUGUAUACAAUAUUUUCAUGAACAACAUCAAGAAAUUUGUUAUGAGCAAGUUAAUCAACAAGUUAGUUUUUCCAGUAUUUGA
Messenger RNA from Didymodactylos carnosus, 552 nucleotides. The record is from the annotation of a GenBank genome assembly. NCBI's taxonomy places the organism in Eukaryota, Metazoa, Rotifera, Eurotatoria, Philodinida, Philodinidae.